This is a messenger RNA of Gopherus flavomarginatus (Mexican gopher tortoise), 2177 nucleotides long. RefSeq names its product solute carrier family 2, facilitated glucose transporter member 9-like. Gene Ontology annotation, cellular component: membrane. The transcript has 12 exons. The record is from RefSeq and is a predicted model, not a curated record. Lineage: Eukaryota; Metazoa; Chordata; Testudines; Testudinidae. Gene Ontology annotation, molecular function: hexose transmembrane transporter activity. Gene Ontology annotation, biological process: monosaccharide transmembrane transport. The coding region runs from base 35 to 1588 and encodes 517 amino acids.
CCAUCCUCUGCCUCUCUAGGGCCUGCAGCGCCCGAUGGAGGGGAAACCUGCCCUGCACGGCCACCGACGGGUCACCGGGCACCUCACCUUUCCGCUGCUCGCCGCCACCCUGCUGGCUUCCUUCGGCUCCUCCCUGCUUUACGGCUACAACCUGGCAGUGGUGAACUCGCCGGCCGCGCACAUAAAGGCCUUCUACAAUGCCACCUGGUCCCAGCGCUACGGACAGAGCCCGAGCCAGGACCUGCUCACCGUCAUGUACUCACUGACCGUCUCAGUCUUCGCCCUGGGGGGGCUGGUGGGCUCCUUUCCGGUGAGGAUGCUCGUGACUCGAUAUGGGAGGAACGGCACCCUUGUGCGGAGCACGCUGCUCGUCUUCCUGGCCGGCGUCCUGAUGGGCUUCAGCCGCUACCUGAAAUCACCCGAGAUGGUCAUUCUCGGCCGCUUCAUCACAGGGCUGCAUUCAGGCAUCUGCCUCAGCGUGGUGCCCAUGUACCUGGGAGAAAUCGCCCCCAAGAACCUGCGCGGCUUCCUGGGCCUGGUGCCCAGCAUCUUCAUCUGCCUGGGGGUCUUCUCUGCUCAAGUCCUGGGUCUGCCGGAGCUGCUGGGGGAGGAUGGAUACUGGCCUCUCUUCCUGUCCCUGGUGGUCAUUCCAGCCUCCCUGCAGCUCCUGCUGCUCCACUGGUUCCCCGAGAGCCCCCGCUACCUGCUGAUUGAGAAGAACAACGUCCGGGGGGCCACAGAUGCGCUGCGCUGGUUCCUGGGGAAGGACGAUGUGCGGGACGUGCUGGAGGAGAUGUGGGAGGAGCAGUGCUCACUCUCCUCCCUGGAGACCAUCUCCAUCUGGCAGCUCCUGUGGGAUGGCUCCGUGCGCUGGCAGACCCUCUCCGUGGUGGUGAUCAACAUGGGCAUGCAGCUCUCCGGGAUCGAUGCGAUCUGGUUCUACACCAACACCAUCUUCCAGCACGCCGGCAUCCCGGGACCCGAGAUCCCCUACACCACCGUGGGCACAGGAGCCGUCGAGGUGCUGGCCGGCCUGCUCGGCUGUUUCACCAUCGAGAAGCUGGGCCGGCGGCCGCUCAUCAUCAUCGGCUUCUCCUUCAUGGGCUUCUGCUGCGCUGGCAUCACCUUGGCCCUGGUGCUGCAGGCUACCGUGCCCUGGAUGCGCUACCUCAGUGUAGCCUGCGUCAUCGGGAUCAUCGCUGGCUUCUGCAUGGGACCAGCUGGUGUGCCCUUCCUGAUGACCGCGGAGCUCUUCAAGCAGUCACACCGCCCCGCUGCCUACAUCGUGGGGGGGUCCCUGAACUGGCUCUCCAACUUCACCGUGGGCUUCGUCUUCCCCUUCCUACAGACGUCAGCCGGCGCCUUCUGCUACCUGGUGUUCUGCGGGGUCUGCGUGCUGGUGGCGCUCUACGUCUACCUCAUCAUCCCCGAGACCAAGAACAAGACGUUCGUGGAGAUCAGCCAGAUCUUCGCCGCCCGCCGCCCCUUCCUCGCUGUCCCAGCCGGCGCCGUGAAGAUGGUCCCACUCGGCGGUUACGGGGCCUUGGAGAACAGCUCCCUGGAGCUCUCAGAGUCCAGCCGGGCAUGACCCACCCCAGCAGCUGCUGGAGUAGUGCCUCUUCCCCCUGUUGUGGCAUCCCAGCCCUGGCGGGUCAGGCCGGGAGUGGGGCUGGGUUCAUACGCCGGUGAGGGGCAGUGCUGAGACUGUGGAUUAAUUCCCUUCCUUUAACCUCUUCCCGCCUGGCGUCUGGCUCGGUCCCGUGGUUUAGAAAGGCCUUGAGCAGUGGGAGGCAUCACAGGUGUGAGGGUCGCUGGGCCAAGGCCAGCACCUCAUGCCCAGGCUCUGUCUCUCCCCAUCCCAGCAGUUGCCUUCUCCUCCUGGAGUCCCAGGGCAGCUUCUCCAGGUCGCUGCUCUGCAGCCCUGCAGGUCAUCGGGCCUGGAUCACCCUGCAGGGCGGAGUCGGUGCCAGCCUGGGACGAAGAGCCAGUGGGCUCAGCUGCUGCCUGCUGUCCCCGUGGUGAGGGGAGAACCCCUGCUCCCCCGGGGCCAUGGCCGGGAGCCAAGUGGGGGCUCAUCCCUGGUCUCCACGCCGGGAGUUGGUCCUUCCUCUCCCCCCCCCCCCCCCGGAGCCUCUGGCUUUGCCCCUUAGCGAGCCAGCGCCUUGGGGGAAGCACCC